Messenger RNA from Talaromyces stipitatus ATCC 10500, 1767 nucleotides. Its product is annotated as amino acid permease, putative. NCBI's taxonomy places the organism in Eukaryota, Fungi, Ascomycota, Eurotiomycetes, Eurotiales, Trichocomaceae. Bases 1 to 1767 code for a protein of 588 amino acids. Gene Ontology annotation, cellular component: membrane. Gene Ontology annotation, molecular function: amino acid transmembrane transporter activity. The transcript has 6 exons. The record is from RefSeq and is a predicted model, not a curated record. Gene Ontology annotation, biological process: amino acid transmembrane transport.
AUGUGGGAAGGGGAUGCGGUAUGUGCAGUUUGGUAUAAAUUCCGUUAUGACUGCUCUUCACCAGCCGGGUUGUUUUCUCUCAAAGGUAUAUUUACAGCCAUCGCAACCCACAGCACUCCAGAAGCAAUGGAUGACAUUGCUAGUACGCCGCAGGCAAUCUACACGGCCCCCGAAAAGUAUGAUCCUGAGAUGGUAACUGAUUCUAAAGAUCCAGACGGAGCCCCUGAGCUCGCGGAGAUGAAGGUCUUGAAAAAAGGUCUACAUCAGCGUCACAUCCAAAUGAUUGCUCUUGCAGGGACAAUCGGGACAGGCCUUUUCCUUGGCUCUGGUCGAGCACUCGCAAAUGCUGGACCUGCAGGCAUUUUCAUGGGCUAUGCCCUGAUGGGUCUCUUGAUCUCAGGAGUAACGCUUUCUAUUGGAGAAUUGAGUGCCCUCGUUCCUCUUAGCGGAGGCGUGAUCCGGCCUGCUGCUUAUUUUGUAGAUCCUGCGUUCUCCUUUGCACAAGGCUGGAACGUGACAUAUCAAUACUUGAUUUCAAUCCCGGCGGAGAUUGUUGCAGCUUCCGUGAUUAUGCAAUUUUGGGUAACCGUUAACAAUGCUGUUUGGGUGACAGUUUUCAGUGUUGUUCUCUUUGUGAGCAAUAUCUUCCUGGUCCGGAUCUACGGAGAAGUCGAGUUUUUGUUGGCUAUUCUGAAGAUACUACUCAUUGUUGGAAUGAACAUCAUGGGUUUGGUGCUAACAGCAGGCGGCGGUCCUGAUCAUAAAUCUAUUGGUUUCCAGUAUUGGCAUGAUCCUGGACCAUUUGUACAAUAUCUCGGUUACCCUGGGGCAUUGGGUCGCUUCAUGGGCUUUUGGACUGUUUUAUCAAACGCAGCAUAUGCAUACUCCUCAGUAGAGACAAUCUCGAUGGCUGCUGCAGAAACCUAUGCCCCUAGACGUAAUAUCCCGAAAGCUGCGAAAAGAGUCUUUAUCCGAGUGCUGCUGUUCUACGUCAUCUCGGUUUUCAUGAUUACACUACUGGUUCCUUCAAAUGAACCCCGACUACUGAAGAGCUCUGGAACAGCCGCACAGUCACCGUUCGUCAUUGCCGCGCAACGGUCUGGAGUGAAAGUAGUGCCACAUAUUAUCAAUGCAAUCGUUCUAACCAGUGCGUGGAGCUCGGGCAAUUCUACUCUCCUCAGUGGUUCCCGUAUCCUUUACGGCCUCGCUCGUGAAGGCCAGGCUCCACGCUUCCUUGCGCGAGUCAGCCGUUGGGGUGUACCUUACAUGGGAGUCGUAGCAAUUGGUGUCUGGAUGACAUUGGGCUACAUGUCCGUCAGCCAUACCGCCUCUACUGUCUUCACUUGGCUACAGGACCUUGUUGCUUGUGCACAGAUUAUGAGCUGGCUCGUUAUCUGCACCACAUAUUUGCGUUUCUAUUAUGCUAUGAGAAGGCAAGGGAUUUCUCGUCGCAGACUGCCGUGGACAGCGCCUUUUCAGCCGUAUGCAGCGUGGAUCACUCUGGUUGGACUCACAAUCAUUUUACUUACUGGUGGUUAUACGGCUUUUCUACAUGGCCACUGGUCUACAGAAACAUUCAUUUCUGCCUAUCUCGAUAUUGGCAUCUUUGCAGCUUUGUACUUUAGUUAUAAGAUCUGGUACCGGACAAAGAUUGUUUCUCUUGAUGAAUCCCCUGUCGCUCGGUUUGUCGAAAUUGCAGAGGAUGAUCCCGAUCCCGUUGAGGAAUCCAAGUUCGCAUGGCCAAUCGUCGAUUGGCUAUGGGCUUAG